Molecule: messenger RNA, 1398 nt
Organism: Paramecium pentaurelia
Lineage: Eukaryota; Ciliophora; Oligohymenophorea; Peniculida; Parameciidae
Source: the annotation of a GenBank genome assembly
UAAUGAGUCAAAACAAGAUAACAAAUAGAGUUCCUACAGAAAACCAAUAAGCAACAAAAGAGAUUAAAGAUAAUAUCAUUCAUGAAAGAAUUAUGUAUUUAUUUAUAUUUAAAAUAUAGAGGUCCAAUUUGUAAAGCUCCUGGUUACUUAAAAGAUCAAUAUAUUAAACAUGGAUACAGAAUUAACUUCAAAAACAAGAAGGACGUUAUAAAGAGUAUGUUCAUGUGGCAUAAUGAAUUGGUCAAUAUUUGGACACAUUUAAUAGGUGCUAUCAUCAUAGUCUCACUAAUAUUUUACCUAUGGUUAAAUUAUGAUGAACUCUUUCGUCAUAGAGCUAUAUAGUCAUUCAAUGGUACAUGAAACUACCAAUUAUGUAGAAUCAUUACACAACAUUUAUGAACAUGCUUUCACUCUAGAAUAAUAAAUCUAAGAAUAAUUGGAGAAUGGACUACACCAUUUUUAAGACGAUGUUUAAUUGAUGUAGCAACAAUUACAUGAAAAGAUUGACACAGUUAACAAGUAUUUCAAUGAAGUGGCACAUUAAUAUGAUUAAGAAUUUUCAAAAAUCCAAAAAAAUAUUGCUGAAGCUUUUGAUUGGGAAAACUUAAAAUGGAAUUAUAAUAUUUCAGAAAUCAUUUAAGAUUAUAAAUAGAAAGCCACAGAAAUAGUAGAAUCAAAAGAUUUUGAUUGGAUCGAUUUAUAUUUAGAAUUUCAACAUCUUACAGGAAGACAAACAAUUGAUGAAGAGAAACUACAUAAAAUGAUAUCUAGAUGGCCAUUGAUAGCAUUUCUAGUUUCUGCCAUCAUUUGUUUAGGUUGUAGUACAACUUAUCAUCUUUUUUAUUGUCUUUCAGAAAAUGUUAACAAAGUACUAAUUCGAUUAGAUUAUGCUGGUAUAUGUUUUCUUGUUUCAGGUUCGACAUUUGCUCCAUUAUUUUAUGGAUUCUAAUGCAAUCUAAAAUAUGCAAUCAUAUAUGCCAGUUUAUAAGGCUUUUUUGCAAUAAUUCUCUUUAGUUUCUGUCUAUUUGAUUUCUUCUAUACUGCAGAAUGGAGAUCAUUAAAAAACAAAUUAUUUGCAGGUCUUGGAUUUACAAGUGCUAUUCCACUCAUUCAUUUUGCAAUAGGUGAUAGCUGUUUAGAAGGAUAUAGUUUUGAAUCUUAAUUACCUUAUUAUGCUGCUAUGGCUAUUUCAUAUUUGUAUAAUAUUCAUUUAUAUUUAGAUCUGGAUUAUAUAUCUAUAAUAUUAGAUUUCCUGAGAAGUAAAUCCCAGGAAAAUUUGACAAUUGUGGACAAAGUCAUCAAAUAUGGCAUAUUAGUGUUGUAAUUGCUAUUUUAUUCACUUAUGUUGGAUCUUUGAAUGCCUAUUAUUAGAGAUUAGAUAUGCCUUGUAAAGCAUGA